Molecule: messenger RNA, 822 nt
Organism: Oldenlandia corymbosa var. corymbosa
Lineage: Eukaryota; Viridiplantae; Streptophyta; Magnoliopsida; Gentianales; Rubiaceae
Source: the annotation of a GenBank genome assembly
AUGGAUGUUUUCUUGCAAAAUACGACAAACCUUCCCCAGAUUUUGCACCAUGAAAUGUUCAAAGUUUCCAAAGACCUAUUUCAACAACCCAAAGAGACAAAAGUGAAAAAUACUGGUACAAUUCUUGGAUUUGGAUACGGUACUAACUUUCCUACUAUGCCACUUGUGGAGUACAUUAGUAUUGAGAACGCUGCCACUGUUGACGCAACCAAUGAAUUCACAAACCUCAUGUUCCCAUCUGGAAAUGAUGAUUUCUGUGACACUGCAUACACAUACUCCAAGUUGCUGUCCGAAUUGGAUGCAACAGUAACGAGGUUAGCUUUCAGCAGCUAUGGCGUCGACGAAUCUUGUUACGAUCUGAUCAAUUCGUCAUUUUACUGUGUAAGAUUUCUGAAAUAUAGAACACCAGAUCCCGAAGAGCUCAACGUUGGUCUUCAUCCUCACGUGGACAAGGAUUUCCUGGGCGUUGUUGAUACUAAUCACGUCAGUGGUCUUGAAUUACAAAUGAGAAAUGGUGAAUGGAUAUCUUAUUACCCUUCACCUACGUUUUCUUCAAUCUUUAUAGUCAUUGCAGGAGAGCCAUUCCAGGCAUGGAGCAAUGGAAGAAUAUUUGCCCCUCUGCAUAAGGUAUUGAUGAAGGGAACUGAAGAGAAGUUCAGCAUUGCACAGUUCUCGUUUAUGAGUGACAAGAUUAGAGUUCCAAAAGAGCUGAUUGAUGAGCAGAAUCAUAUCCUUGAGUCUAGCAUUUCUCCCAAUAUUUUAUUUGGAGUAGUAAGGCUUUUUUUUGUUGGACUGACCUUCGUCAAAAGAUGCUUUCUUUAA